Messenger RNA from Prosopis cineraria, 1083 nucleotides. RefSeq lists its product as uncharacterized. The transcript is spliced from 3 exons. Lineage: Eukaryota; Viridiplantae; Streptophyta; Magnoliopsida; Fabales; Fabaceae. The coding region runs from base 1 to 1083 and encodes 360 amino acids. The record is from RefSeq and is a predicted model, not a curated record. Gene Ontology annotation, molecular function: DNA binding.
AUGUCAUCAUCUGAUCAUGCAUCUACUGCUGCAUCUACUCAAUCUAUUAGAGCUAAAUUAGAUCCUACAUGGGAGCAUUGCACUCAAAUACCAAACAAAAAGGAAGGUGGCAAAUCUCGCUUAAAAUGCUUAUAUUGUGCAAAGGAAUUUGCUGGUGGGGGAAUUAAUAGAAUGAAACAGCAUCUUGCUGGGAAAAGAGGAGAUGCCAUUAGUUGUAAAAAUGUGCCUCGUGAUAUUCGCUUUCGAUUAGAGGAAAAUUUGAAAGAGAUUGAGGGAAAGAGAACAAAAAAACAAGAUUACCCAACAAAAACAGAGGAUAGUCUAUUUAGGGGGAAUGAUUCAAAUAUGGAAGAAAUGGCUCCUCCACAAUCUCAAGAAAGGGUGAUUGAAGCAAAUGUUCCAAGUUCUUCUCAAUUAAGAAAAAGGAAGGCAUCUGAAUCUUUAGAGAAGUUCUAUGCCCAAGGACAAUCCCGGGUGCACAACCAGAAUAAGAAGUGCAUUUAUGCUAUUGCUGCUAUUGGUCCUGAUUAUAAAGUCCCAAAUUAUCAUGCUGUGAGAAGUAAAAUAUUGCAAGAUAUGAAGAAAGAGGUUCAGUUACUAGUUGAUGAAUGUAGAAGUUUUUGGGCUGAAACUGGUUGUACUAUAAUGGCGGAUGAUUGGCAAGAUCAAAAAAAUAGGCAGUUGAUUAAUUUUCUUAUUUAUUGUCCUAGAAGAAUUGUUUUUAUUAAAUCUGUUGAUGCUUCAGAUAUAGUUAAGGAUGCUCAAAAUCUUUGCAAUUUAUUCAUGGACAUGGUUGCAUUUGCUGGUGCGAAUAAUAUUGUUAAUCUAGUAACUGAUAAUGCAGCUAAUUAUAAAGCUGCUGGGAGAUUAUUAAAUGACAAGUACCCUUCUAUUUUCUGGUCUUCUUGUGCUGCCCAUUGCUUAAAUUUGAUUUUGGCAGACAUAGAUGAUCAACAAAGAGUAAAUGUGGUAGAGGGUGAAGGGAUUGAUUUAGGAUCAUUUAGUCAGGAAGAUGAUGAUAGUUACAACUCAGAUGUUGAUGCUUUCGAGCCUAACCAUGCUUGGAUUAAUCAAGUGGAUUGA